AUGGACAUGGACGAAGACACGGAUCCCGCCGAGCCUCCAACCAGGACCCCUAACCACCCCAUCGAGGUCUCUGAUGGGUCAUCAUUCCAUGGAUCACCGUACCGUGGUCCAGACAGUUACGAAGCGAGAUUCGGCCAGUAUGAUUGGGUGUUUACCCCUUCGUACCACUCCUCGUCUCACCAACAGCAGCAGCAGCAGGAUCCCUCCGAGGAUUCUCGUUUUGUCGCGGUCACUCCACCGCCACCACCACCAGUUCAGCAACAGGCUCCAGAGCCACCGAGGCGAAGAAGAUCGAAUGCACGGAUGUCCGUGCAAGGAGGAGUGCGUAUCAGCACCCCUCAACCUUCAAGUGGCAGCCACUACCAGCCACUCCACGAAGACCCGCAGAUGGGUGGGCCUUCAAACCCCGUCUCGAAAGUAGACUCUGCGCCUGUCGUGCCACCACCGUUGGGUUUUGGCAACCCAAUUCCUACAUACGCCGGUUCAGCGGUGUACAACCCAUUUGAGAAGCCGGCCCACACCAACUACAACUACGCCGAGGCUGACCCAUACCUGGUAAUGGAAAACUACAACGCUUAUCAUCCCGAGGGGCCCUUUGGGGUCCCAUAUCAGACUGGGUAUCCACCCUAUGGGUACCAAUACCCGCCACCUCCUCAACCUCCGCAGUAUCAGCAGCCGCCGCAGCCGCAUUUGAUACCACCAGAGCGACAACAGGAAGUUCUCGAAAGAUUGAGCCAGGUAGAGCAGGAAGUUCAAGCAGAGCGCCAGAACAACCGCAGAUUCUUCAAAGGUUUGGCAAGCGUAAUCAAGGGGAAGACCAAGGGAAGGGAUUUUUGA
Helianthus annuus (common sunflower) is the source of this 837-nucleotide messenger RNA. RefSeq names its product extensin-2-like. The record is from RefSeq and is a predicted model, not a curated record. The transcript has a single exon. The coding region runs from base 1 to 837 and encodes 278 amino acids. Lineage: Eukaryota; Viridiplantae; Streptophyta; Magnoliopsida; Asterales; Asteraceae.